This is a messenger RNA of Lactuca virosa, 5817 nucleotides long. The record is from the annotation of a GenBank genome assembly. Lineage: Eukaryota; Viridiplantae; Streptophyta; Magnoliopsida; Asterales; Asteraceae.
AUGGAGGCAUUAACGGAGCUUUGCGACUUGAUCUCGCAUAAUCCUAAUCAAUAUUCCGCCAAAAUUACCUGGAUUUGCAAACGAUGCCCUGCACCGGAGUCGCUCCUCUCCGGUUCUCCUCGGAUUUCACGGUUCCAACUCAAUGCUCUUCUUGCAACGGCCAGAUUCAUCUCCAAAUGCCCUAAUUACGACGAUUCAAGCCCUCGGAAUACGGUUCUGGAGUUCAUUCGCUCGAUCCCAUCGUCGUUUGCCCAAUCAUUUUGGCCUAAGUCCUUUCCAAACGCAUCCAUUGCUUCAUUUUACAACGAAUUCUUAGGGUACGUCGUUAAAGCAACUGAACUGUAUCAGGAUUUUAGUACAGAAGUUGCAGGCUUCAUGGGAGGUAUUGUCUUCUCUGCUCUCAAUGACAAUGACAGGAGUUCCGAUUCAGUAAUUUCUAGGGCUUUCUUAUCCGCGUUGUCAGAGAGUUUUCCUCAGAUUAUGCCUGCAGAUGCCAACAAACUGGUUACAUCUUUACUUGAUUCCAUUGUUACUUCACCUGCUUCUAGUUCGUCAACUAAUGGAGAUAGUAAGGGAGUUUCAUCUUUCAACGAAGAGUCUAUGGAGCAAUUAGAGAAACAAGAGAUUGCCUUCCAAUUGAUUGAGCGCAUUCUUGAUAAAGUUCAGAUUGAUACCCAGCUUUUAGAACGUGUACGCCUUAUCUCAAAGGAUCAACUCCGAUUGAUGACUGCUUUUCUAAAGAUAAGGAAGCAUGAUUGGACAGAACAGGGUGCAGCACUGAAAGCUAAGAUUAAUACAAAGCUUUCUGUUUACAAAGCUGCAGCAAAGUUAAAAGUUAGAAGCCAUGUCUCAUGUGAGUUAGAUGGGAAGUCAUCAAAGAAACUGUUGCAUGGAGCUCUUGCUUUCCUUGUAGAAGCUGCAGAAGCUUGUCUGUAUUCAGUGUGGCGUAGGUUAAGGACAUGUGAAGAUCUUUUCAUCUCAUUGCUUGAUGGCAUCUCCAAAAUUGCUUUUUCACGUGGAGGUCAUCUACUAAGGGUUCUGCUAAUUCGAUUCAAACAACUUGUGCUAAUUACAUGUGCCCAGGCUGACACUGUGGCAAGUAGUCCGGGAGUUAUGUUUGAUAGUGUUUUAAAGACAAGCUGUGAGAUAAUUGAAUAUGGAUGGACCAAAGAUCGGGCUCCUGUGGAUACAUUUAUCAUGGGGUUAGCUACAAGCAUUCGUGAACACAAUGAUUAUGAGGAAAAGGAUGCUAAAGAUAAGAAGGCUGUUCCUACCAUACAGCUGAAUGUCAUCCGCUUGCUUGCAGAGCUAAAUGUACAAGUUAAUAAACCUGAAGUGGUUGACACAAUAUUGCCAUUAUUCAUUGAAAAUCUAGAGGAGGGUGAUGCUUCAACACCUGGAUCGUUGCGCCUCAGGAUUCUUGAUGCGGUUUCUCGCAUGGCAAGUUUAGGUUUUGAGAAGUCGUAUCGUGAAGUUGUUGUGCUAAUGAUGAGAAGUUACUUAAGCAAACUUACUAGCAUAGGAUCUGCUGAAAGCGAUAAGUUGUCAGAAGAAGCUAAUACAGAACGUCUUGAGACUCUUCCCGCAGGAUUUGAAUUAAUAGCUAGAGGCCUUACAAAUGGUCAACUACGGGUUGACUAUCGUCAGCGCCUUUUAUCAUUAUGCUCAGAUGUCGGCUUGGCUGCGGAGUCCAAAAGUGGAAGCAGCGGAGCUGAUUUUCUAGGGCCAUUACUUCCUGCGGUGGCUGAAAUAUGUUCUGAUUUUGAUCCUACAGCAGACGUUGAACCUUCCGUUUUGAAGUUAUUCCGCAACCUAUGGUUCUACAUCGCUCUUUUUGGUCUAGCGCCUCCAGUUACACCAACGAAGCCAAAUUCUACAACCUUGAACACUACAGGGAACACGACUGCAGUCGCUCUUCAAGCUGUAAGUGGACCUUACAUGUGGAGUCCUCAGUGGUCUUCUUCCGUUCAACGUAUUUCUCAAGGGACCCCACCCCUGGUGGUUAGCUCUGUGAAAUGGCUUGAAGAUGAGUUGGAACUUAAUGCUCUUCACAACCCUGGUAGUCGUCGAGGAAGUGGAAACGAAAAAGCUGCUGCAAAUCAAAGAGCAGCACUUUCUGCUGCUUUAGGUGGGCGCGUUGAGGUUUAUGCAAUGAGCACGAUUUCAGGAGUGAAGGCGACUUAUCUUCUUGCAGUUGCGAUUUUGGAAAUAAUACGGUUUAGCAGCAAUGGUGGACUCCUUAAUUGUGGUCCUACUUCUAUGGCUUCCAGGAGUGCCUUCAGCUGCGCUUUUGAGUAUCUCAAAAGUCCAAAUCUUGCACCUGCUGUUUUCCAGUGCUUAAUGGCCAUUGUCCACCGUGCAUUUGAGACAUCACUCUCAUGGCUGGAGGAUCAAGUAUUUGAGACAGGAUAUGCUAUGGAUGUUAAGGAGAUGACUCUCGCUGUCCAUGCAUGUUUUCUCAUAAAGAGUAUGUCUCAGAGAGAUGAACACAUCCGAGAUGUCUCAGUUAAACUCUUGUCUCUACUGAGGGAUAGAUUUCCACAGAUAUUGUGGAAUUCAUCUUGUCUGGAUUUUCUCCUAUUCUCUGUCCAUAAUGAUCCGCCUGCAGCUAUUGUUAGUGAUCCUACCUGGAUAGCUUCUGUUCGCUCAUUGUACCAAAAAAUUGUUCGCGAAUGGAUUAUCAUUUCCCUAUCACACGCUCCAUGCACAAGCCAGGGUCUUCUUCAGGAGAAACUUUGUAAAGCAAACACAUGGCAAAGAGCACAGCCAACGACAGAUGUUGUUUCUCUAUUGUCCGAGAUACGAAUCGGUACAGGCAAAAGCGAUUGCUGGAAUGGCACAAAAACUGCAAAUAUCCCGGCAGUGAUGGCUGCAGCAGCUGCUUCAUCAGGAGGAAAUCUCAAUCUAACAGAGGCGUUCAAUAUCGAAGUUCUUGGCACUGCUAUUGUUAGUGCCACGGUGAAAUGUAAUCAUUCUGGAGAGAUUGCUGGCAUGACAAGGCUGUAUGAGAAUAUGGAGAAAGCAGAUGAUGACUUUGAACCUACACCAACUCCUAGCGCUAGUGGUCUUUCAAGAUUGAUAUCCGGAGCUUUUCCUCAACCACCACAGCCCAAAAAAGAGUCCUUCGGUUCGAUACUACUUAAUAAAUUUGUCCGUCUUCUUCAAAAAUUUGUUUCCGGUGCAGAAAAAGGCGGCGAAGUGGACAAAGCUUCAUUCCGGGAAACAUGCUCCCAGGCGGCUGCACUGCUCCUCUCGACUCUGGAUGCGGAUUCGAAAACAAAUGUGGAGAGCUUCUCGCAACUUCUCCGGCUUCUUUGCUGGUGUCCGGCGUACAUUUCUACAAUCGAUGCUAUGGAGACUGGUAUAUUCAUAUGGACAUGGUUAGUUUCUGCUGCUCCUCAAUUGGGCCCUGUGGUACUCGCGGAGCUUGUUGAUGCAUGGUUAUGGACAAUCGAUACCAAGCGAGGUCUGUUUGCAUCUGACACGAGGUUCUCUGGACCAGCUGCCAAGUUAAGGCCUCAUCUUCAACCUAGUGAGCCCGAAUCACCGCCUGAAAAGGAUCCAGUUGAACAGAUUCUAGCACAUAAGCUAUGGAUCGGAUUUUUCAUUGACCGUUUUGAGGUAGUACGACAUGAUAGUCUGGUACAACUCUUGCUUCUUGGCAGGAUGUUACAAGGGACCACCAAACUUCCAUGGAAAUUUUCACACCAUCCAGCUGCUGCUGGUACGUUUUUCACAGUCAUGCUGCUUGGACUUAAAUUCUGCGCAUGCCAGUAUGAAGGGAACCUACAAAAAGUUAGAUUGGGAAUUCAGCUGCUGGAAGAUGGGAUUUAUCGGGCUGCAUUAGGCUGGUUUGCUUAUGAACCUGAAUGGUUUGAACAUGAUCAUGGAAAUUUUGCACACAGCGAGGCUCAAUCUGUUAAUUCAUUUGUUCACUAUCUCCAAAAUGAUCCAAAAGCACUGGGUGGCGAAUAUGGGGGAUCUUUGCUUGACAUGAAGGAUCAGUGUCACCCUGUUUGGGGACCAAUGGAGAACUAUGCAGCUUGUAGAGAUAAGAGGAAGCAGCUACUUUUAAUGUUAUGCCAGCAUGAAGCUGACAGGCUUGAAGUUUGGGCCCAACCUGUUAACUACAAAGAGAACACAUGUUAUAGGCCAAAAAUUACCUCAGAGAAAUGGGUUGAGUAUGCAAGAACUGCAUUUGCUGUUGAUCCUCGGAUUGCUUUCUCUUUGGGGGCUAGAUUUCCAACAAAUACUUGUCUAAAGGCAGAGAUUACUCAGUUGGUUCAGACACAUAUCUUGGAAAUCCGUAGCAUACCUGAGGCUUUACCAUAUUUUGUGACCCCUAAGGCUGUGGAUGAUAAUUCUCCUCUUUUGCAACAAUUACCAUACUGGGCUGCUUGUUCUAUUACAAUGGCUUUAGAGUUCUUUACUCCAGCAUACAAAGGUCAUCCACGUGUCAUGGCUUAUAUUCUCAGGGUAUUGGAAUCUUACCCUCCUUCCAAAGUAACCUUUUUCAUGCCCCAGCUCAUUCAAGCUUUGAGGUACGAUGAUGAGAAGUUGGUUGAAGGAUACUUGCUUAGAGCUGCUCAAAGGAGUGACGUGUUUGCACAUAUUCUAAUUUGGCAGUUACAGGGGGAGACGUGUGCACCAGAAGGUAAAGAAGUAAUAACUGCAAAGACACAAGAAUUUCUAGCUCUACUGCCCAUUGUUAGAGACCACAUUAUUGACGGUUUUACCCCCGAGGCACGUGAAGUGUUUCACAGAGAAUUUGAUUUCUUUGAAAAAGUCACCUCAAUAUCAGGUGCUCUCUAUCCACUCCCCAAAGAAGAAAGGAGAGCUGGCAUCAAGAGAGAGUUGGAAAAAAUUCAGUUACCUGGAGAUGAUUGUUAUCUACCUACAGCUCCUAGUAAGUUUGUGAGGGGUAUUCAGGUCAAUAGUGGAAUCCCUUUACAGUCAGCAGCAAAAGUCCCAAUUAUGAUCACUUUUGAUGUGGCUGAUCGAGAUGGGGACCCAAAAGAUAUAAAACCCCAAGCUUGUAUUUUUAAGGUUGGAGACGACUGUAGACAAGACGUGCUUGCUUUACAAGUAAUCUCACUUCUGAAAGACAUAUUUGAAGGGGUUGGACUCGCUCUUUAUUUAUAUCCGUACGGAGUGCUUCCAACCGACCCAGAAAGAGGCAUAAUCGAGGUUGUGCCAAAUUCACGUAGCAGAAGCCAAAUGGGUGAGACGACAGAUGGCGGUUUAUAUGAAAUAUUUCAACAGGAUUACGGGCCAGUUGGUUCUCCAGGUUUUGAAACUGCACGUGAGAAUUUUAUUGUGAGUAGCGCUGGUUAUGCUGUUGCCAGCUUGUUGCUUCAACCAAAAGAUAGACACAAUGGAAAUAUUUUAAUUGACAGUGUAGGUAGGCUUGUCCAUAUUGAUUUUGGUUUCAUCUUCGAGAUAUCACCUGGAGGGAACAUGCGGUUUGAAAGUGCUCAUUUUAAACUGAGUCAUGAGAUGACUCAGUUACUUGAUCCAUCUGGUGCCAUGAAAAGUGAUACUUGGCAUUUAUUUGAAAGUUUGUGUGUUAAGGGUUACCUUACUGCACGUCGGUAUAUGAAUGGGAUUAUAAACACGGUAUUGAUGAUGGUAGAAAGCGGGUUGCCUUGUUUUAGCAGAGGAGAUCCCAUUGGGAACUUGAGAAAAAGAUUUCGUCCAGAGAUGACUGAAAGAGAAGCUGCAAAUCACAUGAUUCAUAUAUGUGAGGAUGCCUAUAACAAAUGGACUACUGCUGGCUAUGAUCUUAUACAGUAUUUGCAACAGGGUAUCGAAAAGUGA